Cynoglossus semilaevis (tongue sole) is the source of this 1886-nucleotide messenger RNA. RefSeq names its product keratin 18a, tandem duplicate 1 (gene krt18a.1). The record is from RefSeq and is a predicted model, not a curated record. Gene Ontology annotation, cellular component: cytoskeleton; keratin filament. Gene Ontology annotation, molecular function: structural molecule activity. Lineage: Eukaryota; Metazoa; Chordata; Actinopteri; Pleuronectiformes; Cynoglossidae. The transcript has 7 exons. The coding region runs from base 90 to 1394 and encodes 434 amino acids. Gene Ontology annotation, biological process: intermediate filament cytoskeleton organization.
ACUCUCUCUCCUCCUGCCUUGUGUCUGUGAGCUUCAAAUCCCAGCCUGUACCUCUGCUCGCUCGCUCUCUCUCACUCUCUACUCAAACCAUGUCCAUUCAGCAGACCUACUCCAUGCGCACCUCCUCCUCCGGCAGCAGCAGGCCUGUUGGAGGAGGUUCCUUCACUCGUACCUCUGGUCCUGUCUACAGAGCCAACACCAUCCAUGGCAUAUCUGGGGGCAGCCGCAUCAGUGUCUCCUCCGCCCGUGCUGGGCUCGGAGCAGGGAUGCCCCUUGCUUCUGGAGUCUCAGGAGGCUUCUCCAGCAGCGUCCAGGUGAGUGGCAACAGCGCCGACAUCAUGGGCAACGAGAAGUUCGCCUUGCAAAACCUCAACGACCGCCUGGCCAACUACCUGGAGACGGUGAGAAACCUGGAGCAGGCCAACAACAAGCUGGAGCUGAAGAUCAAGGAGGCACUGGAGAAGAGUGGACCAGACUUCAGGGACUACAGCAAGUACCAGGCCAUCCUGGAUGACCUGAGAAGGAAGGUGUUUGAUGCCACUACCGACAAUGCCCGUCUGGUUCUCAACAUCGACAAUGCUCGCCUGGCAGCCGAUGACUUCAGAGUCAAGUACGAGUCGGAGCUGGCUAUCCGCCAGUCGGUGGAGGCUGACAUUGUGGGUCUGAGGAAGGUCAUUGAUGACACCAACAUGAGCCGCAUGAAUCUGGAGAGUGAGAUUGAAGCCCUCAAGGAGGAGCUGAUCCAUCUUAAGAAGAACCAUGGAAAUGACGUAAUGGAACUCCGUAACCAGAUUGCUCAGUCUGGAGUCCAUGUGGACGUUGACGCUCCAAAAGGACAGGACCUGGCACAGAUCAUGGCAGAAAUUAGGGCCAAAUACGAGAAGAUGGCACUUCAGAACCAGGAGGAGCUGAAAACAUGGCAUGAAGCACAGAUGACGGAAGUGCAGACCCAGGUGACCAUGAACACAGAGGCUCUGAAGGGCGCUCAGACCGAGGUGAACGAGCUACGAAGACAGAUCCAGACCUUGGAGAUAGAGCUGGAGUCCCAGAAGAGCCUGAAAGCAUCUCUGGAGGGCACACUGAGGGACACAGAGAUGCGUUACAACAUGGAGAUGGAGUCGCUAAACAACAUCAUUAUGAGCCUGGAGGCGGAGCUUACGCAGCUGCGUAACAACAUCCAGCAGCAGACACAGGAUUAUGAGCAGCUGCUCAACAUGAAGAUGAAGCUUGAGGCUGAGAUCGCCACCUACAGGAGGCUGCUGGACGGCGGAGACUUCAAGCUCAUGGAUGCUCUGGAGGACCAGAAGUCCGUCAAGACUAAAGUGAUGACGGUCACACAGACCAUGGUGGACGGGAAGGUGGUGUCUUCCAGCACAGAGACCAAGACUCUGUAAAGACGAGCAGACACAGCUACAUCACAACUCUCCAAAUUUAUCAUCAUUUAACAAUACUCACAUCUGAUUGGCCAAACCCCCCUUUUUUGUAGUCAAUUGUCACUAAAAAACAUUAGCCUACUUUCGUUUUAGGCAGCUCCUUAACAGAACAGCAACUGGAUCAGAAAGAAACUAAAACAUCAUCUUUAUUUAUUUCAUCAUCAUGUUAUUUAUGUCUUCAUUCAUUGACGGAUAGACGUUAGGACUCAGGAUUAGAGAGAUGUCAGCUGCACCACAGACAAGUACUUUUACUAAAACAGAGUAUACUUUAAAAAAAAAACAGAGAGAAGAAGAAGAAGAAGAAAAGAGUCCAGUUACAAGCAAAGUAGUUUUUUCUUUUUGUUGUUAUCAAAUUGUUUCUGUCACCUGUGGUUUUCUUUUCUGACCAGUUUAAGUCUCUCCUGCUGGCUGUGAUCUUCAAGCAUGUCAAUAAAGGUCUGUUUCAUCGUUUUC